CAAGUUUUUUCCUCAUAGACUAUAUCUUAAAAAAUAAUGAAAAUGAAUAAUCUUUCACUCUUAUUUCUCACUCAUCUCACACUAUUUUUCAUUUGUGUUUGUUCACAAAAUAUAGCACAAACACAAUUUGUUUAUAAAUGGUCAGAAACUUAUUGUAAUAAGGAUACCCCAGUGGGGUGUAAACAAAUUCCUCCUCUCAAAUUCACUCUAAAAGGUUUUUGGGGCACAGAUUCCAAUGGAAAUAUUCAACAAGGUUGUAAAGAUCCAGUAGUACGUGAUUGGAACAAAGUGUUUGAUACCGCGAUGGUAAAUAAACUCAACGUAUUUUGGCCCUCUCUUACUAAACAAGAUCCCAAAGACAUGUGGAAGGAAGCUUGGAAUACAUAUGGAACAUGUACAAUGAAAAGGUUCAAAACUCCAAUACAAUAUUUCAAUAGGGCUUCAAGAUUGGAUAGUGAAAUUGGAGAUUUGUUACAAAGUCAUUUAAUAAACUCAAAUGGAAUAGUCCCUUGUGACUCUGCUACAUACAACAAUGUUGAAAUCUUGAACUCAUUCAAAAAAGUUGCAAAGAAUACAGAUGUGUAUUUCACUUGCAAAGACAUUAACACAACUCAUGCUUAUUUGAAUCAAGUUACAUUUUGCUACACAGAUGAAGCAAAGGAUUUUGUGGAUUGUCCAACUUCUCUCAUUAACAAACGUUGUCGUGUUCAAAAUAUUAUUGUUCCUCGUCCUUCGCCUCCAAAGCCUAUCAAACAACAGGAGAAAAGCUUGGACCCAAUAGCUUAUGGAGAUUCUUGGUCAAUUAUGUGAAGCUUUAUUAUAUUAGAAAGUUUAGUGACUAAUAAUAAUAUUAAUUAUUAUUAUUAAUAAUAGAAAGAUGAAUAAUGUUUUUAAUUGUGACUGUGAUAUGUACUGAAUAAUGAAGCAAAUAAAAUGAUCAUCUUUCUAUUUUAUUUA
Molecule: messenger RNA, 957 nt
Organism: Solanum pennellii
Lineage: Eukaryota; Viridiplantae; Streptophyta; Magnoliopsida; Solanales; Solanaceae
Product: ribonuclease MC-like
Exons: 3
Coding region: 37-810 (257 amino acids)
Biological process (GO): RNA catabolic process
Cellular component (GO): extracellular region
Molecular function (GO): ribonuclease T2 activity; RNA binding
Source: RefSeq, a predicted model, not a curated record